Molecule: messenger RNA, 1740 nt
Organism: Anopheles marshallii
Lineage: Eukaryota; Metazoa; Arthropoda; Insecta; Diptera; Culicidae
Product: protein GPR107
Exons: 8
Coding region: 1-1740 (579 amino acids)
Biological process (GO): transport
Cellular component (GO): Golgi apparatus; membrane
Source: RefSeq, a predicted model, not a curated record
AUGAGCCGGAGAUGGACCGGCCUACUGAUGACCGUGGCGGUUCUGAUCGUCGCAUUGCUCGUGACGGUAACGGUGGCACGGCGACAUCACUUGGAAGUUCGGGAUGAUUUCCGACGGUACAUUUUGCUCAGUACGUUUGGAUUUUAUGCUGGUGGCGUACUGGAUGUGCGGGUGUCACACUUUCGUGUAGAUCCCGGUACAGAAGAAAACAUGUUUGGUCUUUCGCUCGAUAAAACAAUGUCUGAUUCGAUGAACCCGUAUUUGGAUUCGCAUCAGGACAAGUGCAUUCUCACCGAACCAGUCGCUGUACAAAGCAAUGGACCUAUUGUGUUCUUUAAGAUGGAUCUGAAACAGAAUGUUGUGCAUGUUAGUUGCUCCAAGGACUGGCAGAAUAUUCACCUGUACAAAGACCGCAGCGGUGUGCCAGCACUUCGCUCGAAGCGUCAGUCAUUCGCGCAAGCCAGCGAUUCUAAGAUGGUGUAUAUGCAACGACGUCGCCGGGCCGUAUAUCAUGUACCAGAGUCCAAUGAUUUUGCCCCAGCAGUGGAAACUGCCGAUGUGGCAACGGUCUGCAGUAAGCUAACACUGCCGCUAGAGGUGAAAAAAGACGACAUGUUCAAGUACUACAGCUUUAAUUUUGCCAUAUACGUUGCUACGAAGAACGAGGAAGGACUGUACAAUCUAUAUUUUCACAGUUGCCCAAACUACUCGCCGAACAGUCUGUACGAGCUGAAUUUUAACGUCGAUAUUGAGGAGAAUAAUAGUGGCAACUAUCUAUCGGCUGGUGAGAUGCCGUUGCCGGCACUGUACUUCAUGAUGUCCGUACUGUUUUUCCUCUCCGGACUGUUUUGGGUGUUUAUACUGCGUAAAAGUAAACAUCCGCUGUUCAAAAUACACUACCUAAUGGGUGUGCUGGUGUUCCUCAAGUCGCUGUCGUUGAUGUUCCACGCGAUUAACUACCAUUUUAUAGAAGUGCAGGGUGAACACGUCGAAGCUUGGGCUAUUCUAUACUACAUCACGCAUCUGCUCAAGGGUGCGGUGUUGAUCAUCACCAUAGUACUCAUUGGCACCGGGUGGACAUUCAUCAAGCACAUAUUGGCGGACAAGGAUAAGAAGCUUUUCAUGAUCGUCAUACCGUUGCAAGUGCUGGCCAAUGUGGCAGAGAUUAUUAUCGCCGAAAGCGAUGAGGGUGACAAGGAGUAUAGCACCUGGCGGGAUAUAUUCAUGCUAGUCGAUUUGCUGUGCUGCGGUGCGAUCCUGUUUCCCGUCGUAUGGUCCAUCCGGCAUCUGCAAGAAGCGGCCGGUACGGACGGUAAAGCGGCUAUCAAUCUGCGCAAGCUCAAACUGUUCCGCCAGUUUUACAUCAUGAUCGUAUGCUACAUAUACUUCACGCGCAUUAUAGUAAUCUUGCUGAAGAUAACCGUCGCAUUCCAGUACGCUUGGCUGGAUGAAAUGUUUAAGGAGAUGGCCACUUACGUGUUCUUCGUGCUGACCGGGUACAAAUUCCGACCCGUUUCGCAGCAUCCCUACUUUUCCGUGCAUGGUGAGGAUCUCGACGAUGAGGACGAUGAUGGUGAAGUCAUCUUCACACAAUCAGGGUUGAGUGAUGGCAUCAGCAAGAUUACCAAUCGAUCCCAACCAUCGUCCACUAUUGCGUCUGGUGCAACGCUGGUAGAAUCGCACGAAGAGGAACGUGAGAAUUUGAUUAGCAAGCGGGAAUCAUCCCACGAGUACGAUUAG